AGCACAUAUGAACGGUGCAAUUUAGAGUAACAAUUCAUAUUUAAAGCAAACUUCCAAGCAAUACGUUGAGCCGCAUCCGACAGUGGACCGUUUAGCUCCAAACCUAAUUCCGAUUUCCUUUUAGAAAAUUGUGCACCCGUGAUUUCAUCAACUUGGAUUAGUUUGUUUAAUAGCAAUUUUUUCCAAGUAUUAAUAAUAAUAACAACAAUCAGAACAUAACUUAAUUCAAUAUGUCAGUGAUAUCAGGUCCUCGUUUUGCUGCAUAUGGCAGUGGUGGUUGGUCGAGUGGUAUGGGCAACCAAACGGUUGUCGACAAAGUACCCCCUGAAAUGUUGCAUAUGGUUGAUGCACAUUGGUAUCAAUUUCCACCAAUGAACCCACUUUGGCAUGGUAUUCUCGGUUUUGUUAUUGGAUGUCUUGGGAUGGUUUCAAUUCUCGGAAAUGGUAUGGUCGUUUAUAUUUUCACUACAACCAAAGCUCUUCGUACGCCAAGUAAUCUUUUGGUUGUCAAUCUUGCAUUCAGCGAUUUUCUUAUGAUGUUCACCAUGGCACCACCCAUGGUCAUCAAUUGUUAUUAUGAAACUUGGGUCUUUGGCCCAUUAAUGUGUGAACUAUAUGCAUGUGCUGGCUCCCUGUUCGGAUGUGGCUCCAUUUGGUCUAUGACAAUGAUUGCCUUUGAUAGAUACAAUGUAAUUGUUAAAGGGUUAUCUGCUAAACCUAUGACCAUCAAUGGUGCUCUUCUUCGUAUUCUUGGUAUUUGGAUAUUUUGUCUUGGAUGGACUAUAGCACCAUUAUUUGGUUGGAAUCGAUAUGUACCUGAAGGUAAUAUGACCGCUUGCGGUACAGAUUAUCUUACCAAAGAUUGGCUAUCAAGAUCAUACAUUUUGGUUUAUAGUGUAUUCGUAUACUAUUUACCACUUUUCCUGAUUAUCUACAGUUACUUUUUCAUUUUAAAAGCAGUUACUGCUCAUGAAAAAAAUAUGCGAGAACAAGCAAAGAAAAUGAAUGUUGCAUCACUUCGAUCUCAAGAAAAUCAGAAUACCAGUGCUGAAUGCAAACUUGCUAAGGUUGCAUUAAUGACAAUUUCUCUUUGGUUCAUGGCAUGGACUCCAUACUUAGUGAUCAACUAUGCUGGUGUAUUCGAAAGUGCUAGAAUUAGCCCGCUUUUCACCAUCUGGGGAUCUGUUUUCGCCAAAGCAAAUGCUGUUUACAAUCCAAUUGUCUAUGGUAUCAGUCAUCCUAAAUACCGUGCAGCACUUCAUGCAAGAUUUCCAUCAUUGGCCUGUGGUGGUAAUUCGAACCAAAGUGAUGCUGUUUCCACUACUACCACCGUUACUGAUGGAGAGAAGGCUAAUGCAUAAAUACAUCAUUACUAUUUUCUAAUUCAAAAGGUAAAGAAUCGAAAUUAAGACCAUUCAAAGACUCGAUUUUAUAAAUUUAACAUCGUAAAAUAAAUUCACCACUCAAAUGGAUAACUGUGUGAAAAUCAAUGAGAAAAAUUGCAAUUCAACUUAUUGAAUGAUAUUAUCGAUGAUUGAAUAAAUGCACGGUAUAUUUUAUUAUCUAAGAACUGUAUAUACAACUUAUUGAAAUUAAUUUUAAAUGUAUGAGGUAGAGGAUGUAAGAACAAGAGAAUUUUUAAUGAUAACAUCAAAUUAUAAAUAAAUAAUUAUCAAGGAUUGGUAAUUUUAUUUAUCAUUCAAAAUUGAUAGUAAAUGUAUUCUGACUAUUAUGCAGUUUACGAAUCGUCUAGCACCACUAUUCGAAACGUUUACACUACAUGUAUAGGCUGAAUGCCAUUUUUUAUCAAUUUUAAUGAUUUUUUUCAACAAUAAAUACACUGAAUCGAAUUGCAGUCAAUACUGUAUCUGCUGUUUAUUUUGUAUAAGUAAAUAAACCCUUCAGGCAAUCUUAAA
Molecule: messenger RNA, 1916 nt
Organism: Chelonus insularis
Lineage: Eukaryota; Metazoa; Arthropoda; Insecta; Hymenoptera; Braconidae
Gene: Rh6
Product: Rhodopsin 6
Exons: 6
Coding region: 231-1361 (376 amino acids)
Biological process (GO): phototransduction; cellular response to light stimulus; visual perception
Cellular component (GO): plasma membrane
Molecular function (GO): G protein-coupled photoreceptor activity
Source: RefSeq, a predicted model, not a curated record